CCAGUAUGACUUUCCUCUUAAUUCUGCGCCUCGGGCCCUUUACCUCGCAAAACGAGUCGGGACCGGAAAACAGGAUCCAAGUACACAGCGACUGGGCAAAUGCAGCUGUUUUAUAAAGAGUCGUGACUUUUGUCUACAGCAACAGCAGCUAUUUACGAACGUAAACAUACAUAACAGCUGCGCGCUCAACAGCUGGCCGAGUCACCGUGAGCCAAAACUGCUGCCACUUCACAGCUCCUGUAAGCCCUGGCCCAUACAACAAGUCAGAUUAUAGCUGAGCUCAUAGGAAAACAACGCUGCCCGGCGGUCUUAUGCGAUGACGACUGCGGCGACGGGCCUCGCUGCUCGCAAGUUUGGCAAAUGGCCCUUGGCAGAGCAUGCGUCAAGCGGCGAGGACGACGUGUGGGACGAGUCAAAGGUUGACCAGGGUGAAGAGGGCAGCACCGCCGACGAGCGGCUCCAUGGUAGCGGCAGCCCCACCACUAGCCAUGCCAGCAGCAACUUCAGCAGCAGCAUCCUUGCCAAGUCGCCGGAGGACGCGCUGGCCGCCAUGUUUGACCAGCGGGUGCAGCUGUUGUCCAGCACGCUGGAGGGCCUGAAGGGCAAGUGCGAGGUGCUGCAGGAGCAGCUGGCGGAGUCGAGCGCUGUGUGCACCAGCUACGCCUCCAGGCUGGCGCGGAGUGAAGACGGCGCGCGGCGGUUGCGUGUGGAGUCUGAGCUGGGCAGGGAGCGGGAGCGGCAGCUGCAGCAGGAGGCCGCCCGGCUGGAGGCGCUGCUGGAGGCCAGCCGCCUGCAGGCCUCCUACUCCGAGGCGCGGCACCAGGCGGCCAUGGCGGAGGAGCGGGCGCGGGCGGAGCGGCUGCGGGCCAUGCGGGACGAUGCACUGCUGCAGCGGGACACGGCGCUGAGUGAGCUGUCGGGCUGCUACGCGGACGUGGAUGCCCUGCAGGCCACGCUCGCGGACUCGGCGCUGUAUGUGCGCUACCUGCGCAAGAGGCUGCUGGAGCUGGAGCUGCAGCUGGCGCGGCAACAGCAGCAACAGCAGCAGCAGCAACACCAACAGCAGCCGACUUCAGACGGCGGCUCCGGCUCUGGGUCUGCGUCCGGUGGCGGUGGUGGUGGCGGUGCGGGUGUGUUCAGCCUGGCCACCAUCCGCACCGCCAUCCACGGGGCGGUGGCGGAGGCGGCUGCGUGCGGCGAGGAGGAGCGGCGCAAGCGGGUGCGGCAGCUGCAGCUGCGCUGGCAUCCAGACAAGAACCCGGUGCUGACGGAGUUUGCGACCGAGGUGUCCAAGAUCAUCAACGAGGCCGUGGCAGAGAUGGAGCAGCGCGCAGCGGCCGGCGGAGCAGGAGGCGGAGGAGGCGGCGGAGGAGGGGUGCAGCGUGACUUGUGAAAGGGGCGGGAGGGGGGGAAGGGCGGCGGCAUGCAGCCAGUGGCGUAGUGAGUCUGGGGGUGCAGCGCGCUGCGAUGUGCGGUGCACCCAGUGGCGGCCCUGGUGGCGGCAGCAGCAGUGCGCAAGUGGUGGUGCGAUUAUCAGCGCCGAUGCACACGGGCAGGCCUGCAGGGGCGACGGACAGGCGGUACAUGCGGGGAGGCGCCGGCGCGAAGUGUCAAAGGUCUGGCACAGGACGGCGGCAGUUAGCCAACCCGCCUGUCAUUGUUAUCGUGUGGUGCCACUACUGCAGCGGUGCUGGGCACUGUGAAUGUAACCGAGUUGUUGACGGCAAUGCGGACAAGGCCAGCGGUGUCGACGGCGAUAGAACGGCUUGAUGGAUGCGCGCCCUGCGGUGGUGGGUGGCAUGAACUGACGGCUGCCUGAUGCUGUGGCAACACCGGCACGUGGUGGCACGUGGCGGCGUGUCUUGGCUGCCUGUAUUUGGGGCGGACAGCCGUCGGAGUACGGGGCCCGGGGGCGGCAGCUAGCCAGCAACGAGCCCCUCGGACAUCCCGGGGAAGGCAAGCAGCGCUAGGCAGCACGACGCAGCCUGUUAAGUCUAGCUAG
This is a messenger RNA of Chlamydomonas reinhardtii, 2002 nucleotides long. RefSeq lists its product as uncharacterized. The transcript is spliced from 8 exons. The coding region runs from base 317 to 1393 and encodes 358 amino acids. The record is from RefSeq and is a predicted model, not a curated record. NCBI's taxonomy places the organism in Eukaryota, Viridiplantae, Chlorophyta, Chlorophyceae, Chlamydomonadales, Chlamydomonadaceae.